This is a messenger RNA of Chenopodium quinoa (quinoa), 1165 nucleotides long. Its product is annotated as bax inhibitor 1-like. NCBI's taxonomy places the organism in Eukaryota, Viridiplantae, Streptophyta, Magnoliopsida, Caryophyllales, Amaranthaceae. Gene Ontology annotation, cellular component: membrane. The coding region runs from base 103 to 852 and encodes 249 amino acids. The record is from RefSeq and is a predicted model, not a curated record. The transcript has 6 exons.
UUUACGAAACAAUAUUAUCUUCGGUUUUUUAACAAAAAAUAAAAAAAGCAAUAUUAAUUGUUCUGCGAAAGAAAUUCAAAGCGAAGAGAGAGAAAGAAAGUAAUGGAUUCAUUCUUCCAAUCCCAAUCGCAAUCGCAACCUGGUUAUGGAAGUUCUUGGAAUUUCGAUGCUUUCAAGAAUCUUCAUGAGAUUUCUCCCACUGUUCAAUCUCAUCUCAGACAGGUAUACUUGACAUUAUGCUGUGCUUUGGUUGCAUCGGCAGUUGGGUCGUACCUGCAUAUCUUGUGGAAUAUUGGUGGUCUUUUGACUACUCUUGCUUGUUUGGGCUGCAUGGCUUGGUUACAUGCCACUCACCCAUAUGAGGAGAAAAAAAGAGUUGGCCUGUUAAUGACCGCAGCCGCGUUUGAAGGAGCAUCUAUUGGUCCUCUAGUUGACUUGGCUAUCCAGGUUGAUCCAAGUCUUCUGGUUUCUGCAUUUGUGGGUUGUGCGAUAGCUUUUGGCUGCUUUUCUGCAGCUGCCAUGUUCGCAAAGCGUAGGGAGUUUCUCUAUUUGGGGGCUUUGCUUUCAUCUGGUGUCUCCAUCCUCUUCUGGCUACACUUUGCUUCCUCUCUUUUUGGAGGCUAUGCAGCUAUUUUCAAGUUUGAGUUGUACUUUGGCCUUUUGGUCUUUGUGGGAUACAUUGUUUUUGACACCCAACAGAUCAUUGAGAAAGCUCACUUUGGUGACCUGGACUACGUGAAACACGCCUUGACUCUCUUCACCGACUUCAUCGCUGUGUUUGUCAGGAUCUUAAUCAUUAUGCUGAAGAACUCAAUGGAAAAGAAUGAGAAGAAGAAGAAGAGAAGGGAUUAAGCUCAUAUGCUUUAUUGCCACUGUCUAUCAUGUGGAGUCAGCGCGUUUUUGUUAAGCCUCAAAUUUCUGAACUCAGCAUUAUAGAUGUAAUAGUUUGAAUACAGUCCUGAGUCAGAUAGCCAGAUUGAAACACUUAACAUGUAGAUAUUUGGACAAACUAGAGCUUUGUGUCUUAACAAGUUAACAUACUUAUAAUGAUGUUUGAUCUUGGAUUUCUUAGUAUUGGUAAAUGGUAAUGACAGUCAUGCAUCUUAUGUGCAGUUACACAUUUCAGAUAUAUCUCUAAUCAAUGAAAUUUUUAACUGUGUAUACA